Molecule: messenger RNA, 881 nt
Organism: Prorocentrum cordatum
Lineage: Eukaryota; Dinophyceae; Prorocentrales; Prorocentraceae
Source: the annotation of a GenBank genome assembly
AAGGCGUCUGCGCAUUCCAUAGGCAAGCACCACGCAGCCGGUGCGCGGUAUAAGGAUGAGCGGUUCGGCGGCUGGGAAAACAAUGAUCGACGAAGUCGGUUUUGAGACUUACUGCGUGAGAGUAGUCGAGGCAGGCAGAUUCAAGGUGGUCGCGGGUCCAGCGCGUCGACGCAUGGCGGUAGAGUUCUUUGUCAGCAGCGCGCGGUUGCCAGUGGAUGCCGCGCCGAUUUGCACGCGCGGUCGCCCGCCGAGCCAGAGCGCGGCGUCGCGCCCCCCGCCGAUCUCGCCCCGCGCCCAGGAUCAGCGGCUGCGGAGCUGCCGACGCGCAGCCGACUGGCGGCGGCGUUGCCUGGGGGCGCAGGUAGAGGCCCUGACCCGCGACGUGAUCUAUAGGUACCGGGGCGACCCGGCCCGGGCCGUGCUGACGGGACAGUCCGCAGGUGGCGCCGGUGCUUGGGAUUUUGCGGCUCUCAGGCCGAUGCUGUGGUCCGCAGUCAACGUCAUAUGCAUGCCGGCGGAUCCAGAGGUGGCGAGCCACUUGGAGGGCGUGCCCGUUUGGGUGGUCGGCUGGACAGGCGACGGGUACGGAGGCAACGACGACGUGGUGGCAGCUCUGAAGCAGCGGAAGAGCGGGGAGACGCGGUACACCCGUUACACCCAGGCGCCGGCGCCGCCAGACCCGAAGUAUCGGGACAUGCUCAACCACGCGAGCUACGACCUGAUCUACAGGGACCCGCGCCUCUGGGCCUGGGCGCUCCAGCACCGCCGGCCGGAGGCCGUCGCAGCCUGGAGCCGGUGACCUCGCGAGAGGGGCCACCUGCCAGUCGCCUUCGCUCCUCCCCGCCUUCUCCACGUCGCCCUCCUCCUCCUCCUCCUCCUCC